Messenger RNA from Solanum verrucosum, 775 nucleotides. RefSeq lists its product as uncharacterized. The transcript is spliced from 9 exons. The coding region runs from base 60 to 650 and encodes 196 amino acids. NCBI's taxonomy places the organism in Eukaryota, Viridiplantae, Streptophyta, Magnoliopsida, Solanales, Solanaceae. The record is from RefSeq and is a predicted model, not a curated record.
AAAAUACUGAUAAUUCGCUUGUAAUGAGCAACCUUCGUUAUAUCAUAGCAUAGUUGCCUAUGAGGGCAUCUAUCAUGGCGGUGGCGUCAACGAAGAAAAAGAGCGUCUUUGUUGACAGGGUAACAUGUGGAGUAAAGGUGAAACAGAUUGCUUUUAUGGGGAUUAUAUGUACAAUUAUGUUUUUAAUUGUGUAUAGGACCACUAACUAUCAGUAUCAACAAACAGAGAUGGAGUCGAAAUCGGAUCCAUUUUAUUCUUCAAAGGAUUCUGAUGUAGAUAUUACACAUUUGAACAGUUUGCCUCGUGGUAUUAUCCAAGCAAGUUCAGAUCUAGAGUUAAAGCCUCUUUGGUCUACAAGUAAUUCAAAGUCCAAGGGUAGUGUUUCUAGUUCUCGUAACCUGUUGGCAAUGGCAGUUGGUAUUAAACAAAAGAAAAAUGUUGAUACUCUUGUCCAAAAGAGAAUUUUACAAUCAUCUUGUUUCACUACGAUGGACAUGUUGAUGGCUGGUGGGACCUCCAAUGGAGUAAAGAAGCCGUUCAUAUUGUUGCAAACAACCAAACUAAAUGGUGGUUUGCAAAGCGGUUCUUACAUCCUGCUGCUGUUUCCAUAUACGAUUACAUUUUCCUUUGGGAUGAAGAUUUGGGCGUGAAGAAUUUCCAUCCUGGAAGGUACCUCGAAAUCGUGAAAUCAGAAGGACUUGAAAUUUCCCAGCCAGCCUUGGACCGGAACUCAACUGAAAUACAUCAUAGAAUCACAAUAAGAAGCAAGAGAAAA